Messenger RNA from Arthroderma uncinatum, 1731 nucleotides. Its product is annotated as A-agglutinin anchorage subunit. The coding region runs from base 1 to 1731 and encodes 576 amino acids. The record is from RefSeq and is a predicted model, not a curated record. Lineage: Eukaryota; Fungi; Ascomycota; Eurotiomycetes; Onygenales; Arthrodermataceae. The transcript has a single exon.
AUGGGCCACCAUAUUGAUAGGAGGAUACACUCGAAGGGUGGACAGCAGAUGGAGGGCAUGCUAGGAAGGGGGAGCGUCGGGGAGCUACUGAAUGAGAAUCAUGAGUUGAUCCCCAAGCGCGCGGUACCACCAACCACUACCGUGGUACUUACGGUCAUCGAGGCUGUCCUGCCAAAUGGAUCUACAGCAGCCCAGUUUACCGUUCCUACUCUGCCGGCAACCGUCUCACACUCACGUCUGGGCGUAGUCACAAUUCCUGCGGGGUCCAUGUCCCCGAUAAUCGUGUCCUCCUUGCCUCCUCCGCAGACCAAAGUCCCAGCUACAUCUGCCCACCUUUCUCCAACGAACAGCCCAGUUAGUGUUUCACAACCUCCUCCCAGCCAGCCUUCCAAGCCGUCCACGAACGUGUCUCUCCCAUCCAGCCAGAAUUCUCUGCCAUCAAGUCAAAAUUCCCUACCGUCCACCAACAAUUCCCUACCAUCAACAAACAAUUCUCUUCCAUCUAGCCAUCCAUCUCAGCCGUCGACCGACAUCUCUACUCCAUCUACCGUACCUGCUACUCCCUCAGCUUCCACCUCUGUCCUUCCCGCUCCAUCUUCUAAAAGUUCUAUAUCUUCCAACACCGAAUCUAGCGCGGUGAGCUCGGCGCCAGCGUCUUCGAUAUCAUCGACUGCACAAUCAUCAUUACCAACUACCACAUCGGGCUCUAUACCUUCUAGCAGCCAGAUAUCCUCCACUACCUCAUCUCUUUCCACAUCCCUUUCAAGCAGUAGCACAAACCUCUCAUCCUCAUCGUCAUCAUCUACCUCUUUAUCAUCUAUAUCAUCAACGUCGACAAGCUCUACAUCAGGAUAUAUUCCUGGAGGGGGUGGAGGAGCAACAGGAGAACCACCGGUACCCACUCAAACCAACGGUAACACUCCCAAAGCCUCAUCUAGCGAUGAUGUUCCCAAGAUUGUCGGCGGUGUUCUUGGAGGUGUAGGCGCAAUUGCUCUGGCUAUUAUAUUAUUACUUCUCCUGCGCCGUAUAAGGAAACGCAAGGCGGUCCGAGAGAGUCACCUCACAAGCAAAAUAGUAAGCUCUGGGGCUUCAGCCGGUCGAAACACAUUCUCAACUAGCGAUACCAGCCAGCUUUCUGGGUCUGUUCUUGGUGGAGCUACUCGUGUUUUCGACAGAUUCAGAAAUUCAAGCAGCUCGAUGGCAGCGGAAGCAGCACCAGCCCAGCGUGGAUUCCAGAAAAUAGGAGGCAGAAAACUUACUUCCGUCCUAGAAACCGGCGGUGAUGGCUACGACGAUAAGUUUGGAACCGAUGAAAAGCGUCUCAUCGCUUCCCCUGAACGCGCGGGUUUUGGGAAAGAGACGGGCUCCAGGUCUGCUGCUGCUGCAGGCGGGGACAGCUCUUUCGGGGCUGGGCUGCACAAGGAGCUAGGGUUAGGACAACAGCUAUCACGAUCCCCUCCUACUUCAGCAAUGGCAAUGGACCGACCUCUUUCUGACGAGAGCACUUACUCCGAACGCGUUGCAUUCCGCCCUUCGCCUGCUCGGACACCCGUAGCCACCCCGAUUGAAUCUGCCAUGCGUGGAGGAAUAUCCACCACGCCACAGAGCGGCAUAGUCGCUCCAUCAGAGCCUCUCCCAUCAAUUAUACCGCCGUCUGUCAGAGACGGAAUCGGUCGAAGUUUGGCAGCUGCUGAUGGAAGCCGUGCAAGUAGAUUCACGGAAGGCGUUUGA